UCCGGCCGCCCCGCCCCUCUUCGCCGCCGAGCGGUAGCUGUGCCGUGGGUGGCUCACUAUUAACUUUGACUUCAGCCACGUGCAGCUUCCAUGGCGGCCUCUCACGUUCCAGGGGAGAUUAACAUACAGGCGGGAGAGACGGCCAAGGUCGGGGACAGGGACCUGCUGGGGAACGACUGUCCGGAGCAGGACAGGCUUCCCCAACGCUCCUGGAGGCAGAAAUGCGCCUCCUACGUGCUGGCCCUGCGGCCUUGGAGCUUCAGUGCCUCACUUACCCCGGUGGCCUUGGGCAGUGCCCUGGCCUACAGAUCCCAGGGCGUCCUGGAUCCCAGGCUGUUGGUGGGUUGUGCCGUGGCCGUCCUUGCCGUGCACGGGGCUGGCAAUUUGGUCAACACUUACUAUGACUUUUCCAAGGGCAUUGACCACAAAAAGAGUGAUGACAGGACCCUGGUGGACCGAAUCUUGGAGCCCCAGCAUGUUGUCCGGUUUGGAGUCUUCCUCUACACUCUGGGCUGUGUCUGUGCCGCUUGUCUCUACUACCUGUCCCCUCUGAAACUGGAGCACUUGGCUCUCAUCUACUUUGGAGGCCUGUCUGGCUCCUUUCUCUACACGGGAGGAAUCGGAUUCAAGUACGUGGCCCUGGGAGACCUCGUCAUCCUCAUCACUUUCGGCCCGCUGGCCGUGAUGUUCGCCUACGCCGUCCAGGUGGGGUCCCUGGCGGUCUUCCCCCUGGUCUACGCCAUCCCCCUCGCCCUCAGCACCGAGGCCAUUCUCCACUCCAACAACACCAGGGACAUGGAAUCCGACAGGGAGGCCGGCAUCGUGACGCUCGCCAUCCUCAUCGGCCCCACCUUCUCCUACAUGCUCUACAACACGCUGCUCUUCCUGCCCUACCUGAUCUUCAGCAUCCUGGCCACACGCUGCAGCAUCAGCCUGGCCCUGCCCCUGCUCACCAUUCCCAUGGCCUUCUCCCUGGAGAGACAGUUCCGGAGCCAGGCUUUCAACAAACUGCCCCAGAGGACUGCCAAACUCAACCUCCUGCUGGGGCUCUUCUACGUCUUUGGCAUCGUCCUGGCCCCAGCGGGCAGUCUGCCCAAACUCUGAGGGUCCCGGGAGCCCUCCCCACCCCCGUCCGUGCCCCCUCAUCUUAGAGUGUGUUUGUCGAAGGCAGAGAAUCACAGGAGGGAGGCUGAUUUGGCAGUGAGGGGCCUAAAGAUGGCUUCUGAACUCCCACCUUUUUUCUAAUUAUUAUGCUUUUAAAGAUAAGGUUUGUUUUUGUGUUAUUCCGUUUGACGGUGACUCUUGGAACCACUCGCAUCAGAAGGUGAACUGGAAGCAUGGCCCUUGUUUUAUUUAUAAUUUCCACUAGGGGGUGCUGUUGGGUCACUUUAGAGUGGAUUCAAAGGCCCUAAGAUUUUGUGAAGGAGCCACCAGGUUGGCCUCCGGUCCUGAAGAGCCCUUGUAACUGGGCUCCUCCUUGCUCCAUUGACACGCAGCCGGCUUCCUCCCGGUGUGCUGGUCUUGCAGGAUGCGCUGGCGAUCGGUGCUGGGCCCCGGGACACAGGAGCAUCUGUCUCUUACCCUGAGCCCUUGCGUCCUAAAAUACACUGCUUGAGAGAGAGUCCCUCGUUAGCAGUCCAGCAUGGCUCCCAGCUUUGUGCCUGGGUUGUGUGUCAGGCACGUUUGUCCUUUGUCCCCCCUUUCACUUAUUGCCACAGCUGAGUGUCCUGCAGGAAGAUAGUCAAGCUGAGGGCUGGGAAAGGAAAAAACAAAAAACAAAAACCCACCCUGGAGGCAGCUGAGAAAAUCACUCUGCUUUUGGAUAGAAUUUGGUGGGGCAGCUGUUUUCCCUGUAUAGAAUCUACUGGAAUGACUCCAGCCCUUUCAGUAGCUAUUAGGAGCCCUGAAAUUGUAGAGGCACCGUCCUGGCGGACUCCUUAAAGCCCACAAGGCCACCUCUUCCCCCACCUAUUGCCUUUCCUGAUGCUCCCCUGUGCCCACCCCCCAUUUCUGUCCAGUUCCCAUUUGUGCGUCUCCUGUCCGUGCAGCCUGACUGUUUGGAUAGCAGCUUAGCAGCUGAGUUGAGGACAGUUGUCACUUUCCACAGAGCCCCAGGGAAAUCAGCUCUUCCCUGAAUGAAUAAGCCGACAGACACAGUCCUGACCCUGUUCAGCCGGAAGAAAGGCCCUGCCGGAGAAGGAACCGUGUCUUCGUCUUUGAAGACAGAUGAGCAGCAUUGACCCCGCUGCUCCCAAAGGCUUCAGUGGCCUUGUGCAGAGAUCAUUUGUGCCCAGAAUGAGGGAACUCCAAUGCUGCUUUUCAUUUCAUUGCCUGCAAAGUGUAAUUUCUGGGCUACAGUUGCCCAGUUGCAUUUGGUCCAAGACUGAAAUAGAUUGAGACCGUCAUCAUCAUGCUUUUCCGUUGUGAUUACAGCAGUCUUUCAGAUAGGUGAUUCAGGGGCCCGGCCUGCCAAAAAUGACAAGAGUUAGUUCUUCACCCUUAAAGUCAGGCUGAUUAUGAGUUGGUUCCUUAAGAUUGGUCAGUCUACUUGGGGAAAAAACAUACUUGGAAAUUGCAAACGUUCCUCCAAAGUUAAAGGUGGUUUGACUGCAGAGCUGCGGGAUCCUCGAAUGGUGGUUAGAGCCCAGUGACAAGAGAAGGAAGGACGGCCCUCCUCUCCUGCCAUUCUUCCCAGCACCACUCUCGUUUUGACGCCAGGCCUGUGGCAUUUUGGUGCUCAUAGGGGUCCUGCCUUCAAAGAUAGGCUCUGUGGCAUCUCUUCAGAGCAGGCCAUUCUCACACAGGGCUCACUCCGGUGGCCGCAGGACCAGAGCUCCCUGUAUCCCCAGACCAGACCCACCUUUGCAAGCACACAUGUUGGGAGGUGACAUCCGGCCUCUGCACUGCAUCAUGGUACGGAUUUUAACGCGUAUUUUUUUAUAUAAAUGUUUCUAAAAGGCCGGAUUUGGUGCCAGGUUUUAUAUACAGGUCACCAUAAUUUGUAUUACACCCCCUGAUUCAAUGAAGGUUUUCUUUAGACUUGUUAAUAAAAACAAUGUCUUAUCAGUUG
Molecule: messenger RNA, 3070 nt
Organism: Lynx canadensis (Canada lynx)
Lineage: Eukaryota; Metazoa; Chordata; Mammalia; Carnivora; Felidae
Gene: UBIAD1
Product: UbiA prenyltransferase domain containing 1
Exons: 2
Coding region: 91-1104 (337 amino acids)
Biological process (GO): menaquinone biosynthetic process; vitamin K biosynthetic process
Cellular component (GO): Golgi membrane; endoplasmic reticulum
Molecular function (GO): prenyltransferase activity
Source: RefSeq, a predicted model, not a curated record